Exophiala dermatitidis NIH/UT8656 is the source of this 1859-nucleotide messenger RNA. RefSeq lists its product as uncharacterized. Gene Ontology annotation, cellular component: NatA complex. Gene Ontology annotation, molecular function: acyltransferase activity, transferring groups other than amino-acyl groups. The transcript has a single exon. Gene Ontology annotation, biological process: mitotic sister chromatid cohesion. Bases 190 to 1026 code for a protein of 278 amino acids. The record is from RefSeq and is a predicted model, not a curated record. Lineage: Eukaryota; Fungi; Ascomycota; Eurotiomycetes; Chaetothyriales; Herpotrichiellaceae.
CGCUACUCGACCGACAUACCGUACCAAACUCAAGGUACCGGGGUACCUACCUGGUAUGCGUAGAGGAUACGUGAUAUACAGGUGUUUCAUCUGAGUUCUGCGCUGGAAGCUGUCGAGUCGGGGUAUAACUUUCACAUUUGGGCUCCUUCCGGAGACCAGGCACACGUUGGCGGCUGAAGGCUAGCACGCAUGCCAGCAGAUAUGCCUCAGGCCAGCCUCCUUUCGUAUUUUUCGAAGCCCACUACGUCUGCCACCGAGCUACAACGGCGCAAGGUAGGGCAGAGUGUUGGAGAUGAUAAGCCGGUGUCUAUUGGCAUGCCAACAGUCCCAAGCACUCAACAAGCAGAUAUCCCAGGCAUAGCAGAGGGAAUAAAUCAUCGGUCGGCAAAGCAAGCAGCCACAGGUCGUACUAGUACUGAAAAAAGAGAUACAAAUCUUGAAGACCAGGGCACAAACGAGACCAGUUUCGAAGAGCUGCCUGACCAGUCUUUAUCACGAAUAAUUCAUGUCCCACACCUUCCGGGCGCCUUCAUCACGACAAUCCAGAAAGCGCAUAUCCCUGCAAUCCAACGCCUCACCAGUACCACCUUGCCUGUUCGCUACGGCGAAAACUUUUUUACGUCCACUCUCUCCGAGCCUGUCGUCUUUCAGUUGUCCAGAGUCGUCCUCUACGGCUCCGACCCAGUUGGCUGGAUACGAUGCCGGCUGGAGCCAUGUUCCGCCAAUCACAGUGCCCCUUUAUCAGAACAGGGGCCUUCGCAGAUAUACAUUCAAGCCCUGGCACUACUGUCACCGUAUCGUGGCCUUGGACUUGCGACGAUCCUCCUUGACGCGGUACUGCGUUCGCCGAUUGCCCAGGCCGACAGCACGGUUUGCAUCUACGCGCAUGUGUGGGAAAAGAACGAAGACGCUCUUGAUUGGUAUGCGAAACGGGGUUUCAAGCGUGUCAUGCUGCUCGAGAGGUAUUAUAAAAGACUCAGACCCGGCGGAGCAUGGAUUGUGAGGAAAGAAUUAGAUGCGGGUUAAGAAGAGUUGCUUCGCCAGUUUUCAAUCAUAUAUCUGACCAUCAAGCCGUGCCGGUCUUGUACAGGGUCAGUGACACACACAGACGGAGAGGAAACGAUCUCCCGCCAAUGGAUAAUUUGCGACGGGUGUUUACAGAUCUCGGGAUCUCUUGGUUCCUGGAGACAUCGCCAAACGUGAGAAAGCGGCAAAGUCCUGCAGAGAUGUGCAGCCCCGGACCCUGAGCCGCAAUUCGACGACCAAGCCACGGUCGAAGAGCGUCUGGAAGAACGAGAAGACCCCGGUGUUCAACGCUUAGUCAACGCAUAUCUCACCGCGCUCUACUUCUCGAACUACCCUUGGGAUUGCCAUAGAGCAAAUUUGCUAGCAUGAUGGAUAGUGUUCCAGUUGGACAGCUUCACCUUUAUGGUCGAAGUCCUCCGACACUACGCGAUAACCGCUCGGGGAUCGGACUGAUCCGCCGAUCACGAAGCUUCAGCGCGACUUCGGAAUUGUUUUGAGGCCUGCGGCCCAUGUAAGGAAUAUUGGAUAGUGUCCUCGGAGAUGCCGAUCGAUCCCAUUCUCCUUGAGUCUAGUAUAUACACUCGACCGAGCCUUCGGACAGGAAGCAUGAACAUAAUGGCGCAUGCAAUCAAAGCACGGAUUCAACAUAAUUCUCCUCCAUUUUCCGUACCUCGCGUUUGAAGAUUUCCACCUCCUUCCAGCAGUCGAGUGGUCGUCUAUCGUUUAUUCUUAGGCAGUUGACCACAUCUUGUCUCCUACGCAGCCGCAUCACGUUAGCUCUGAAUCUCCAUAGACUAUUUUCCACAGCUGGCGUAUGGGAUCGUAGACGUACG